ACUAUACGUGUUUAUGGGUUUCUUGGUGGUUGACAGCUGUCAAUUGUGCAUAGGUUGGUAGUGAGUCACGGCAUUGGCAUUGGAUUUGACGAAGAUAACUUAGUGCGACAGGUGAUUAAGUAGAAAUUAAAAGCAGUUUAUGCCUUAUGAAUUUCCUUUAGAUAAUCUAGGUAACCACUUGGUUCUUGGCCUCCAACUUUUCCGCUGGUCUACAGCAAGUAUCGCACAACAUCACCUACCCUUUGUUCAGAUGUCCAGCUUUUUUUUCGACGUAACAGGUAUGGCAUCAAGCUCCGUUAGCCAGGAGGAUUUUGAUAAUGACUUUGAACUAACAUCAAGGAGGUCUAGAAUUCGAACUGCUAGAGCUAGAGUUGGACCACCUAGGACAGGAGAUACAGCGUCCAUAACUUUUCAAAAAAGUGCACCAGAUUCGGAAGAAUCACAAGGUAUAUGCAAUUCUAGUUCAAAUAGUGUACCUCCAUCAGAACACGAUGGUCAGCAAAAUAAGCCCAUAAUGAGGAAACAAGACAAACGUGUAACUGGCCGUGUCUUUAGUGUCGUAUCCUGUUUGCAUAGGCCAACGCAUAUAAACAAGGGAAAGCAGCAACGUGAUCGACGGAAACUCAGAGAAAAAAGACGAAGCACUGGAGUUGUGCAUUUACCAUCAACAGAGAGUACAGGAGGAAGUACAGGAGAAGAUGAAGAAGAACUCAGUGGUACUUGUCUUGAAACAAAAAAUAAUACACAUCAUAAUGAGUUCCUUGAUCAUGAACUCAUUGAAGAACGAAGUGUUAAAGUAUAUACGCAAAGGCGAAAUAAAAGGCAUUACCGUACUUCAUAUAGGUCAUGUUUAAUUAGACACGGUUGUCAUUCAGAUUUAGAAGCAGAUGAUGAAGAGUUUGAUUCUCUUAACCAGUCUGACAGUGUUAAUCAAUCUGACCACACAAAUCAUGAGCCACAAACUUCAUUAAAUAUAACAAACAGACCAAGAUUACCUACACCUACAGGAGAUAAUCCACACGAAUUAAUUGAACGUGCUCAAGAAGAAAAUAGAAGGCUUUUAUCUCUCUUAGAAGAUCGUGAUCAUAAAAUAAUGGCACUGGAGGCUCGUCUUUUACAGCAACAACACGAAAUGGCAAUAGAACGAGAACGUCUUCGUGAAGAAAACGCAGCACUAAUUCGGGCGAUGGCAGCUUUAGCAAGCAACUAAUUUUUUUUUUCUUGCAUAUAAUAUCCCAUUUAUUGUCGACCUUUGAAUUAUUCUAGAAAUUAUGCAUAAUUAAUAAACUAUAUAAUAUAAUUCUAGUUUAAAAAAUUAAAAAGAGUGACUUAAUGAUGUUAACUCUUGCAGAAGAGUGUACUUUGAAAUAUAAUUACGAAUUCUAUAUCAUCAGGGUAAGCCACAAAACCGAAGAAGUAGAAUCAGAUAUUGUACAUUUUUCGGCAAGAAAGAAAAAGUUACAGUUUGUUUACUUGUAAUAGACAUUCUCUAUCUUGCUUAUAUAGCGUAUAUUAUAAAUCCUAACGUAAAUAUCUUGUACACUUUUAUUAUUGUUCAUAUUUAGUUAAUUCUUUUAUAGGUUAAGAAUCGAAUAUGUUUCUCUUCUCAUUUUUUAAUUGUGUUCCUUUAUAUAUUGAAGUUUUCAUGUGUUUUUAAAAUUAAGUACUUAUAGCCUUAAAAAGAAUUUAAAUAAUGAAUGGAAGCAAAAAGAACAGCUUUAUGUAAAAGAAUGACUUUAUAAAGGUGCUGCAAUUUCCGUUCAAUGUUAUUACUUUUUUCUUCAGAAUGGUAUAAAAUUAAUACGAUAGAUAUUCAUGUUUCACAUGCUUCGCAUCUACAAAGAAACGUUGGUAAGUAUUGUGACGUAACGUUAAUUGUAAGGCACCAUAUGAAAUCUUUUAUACUACAAAAGAUACCAGUUACGAUCUAUUUAGAUGUUUAUGUAAGUUUUCUACUUAUGCGAAUGAACGUGAUUCAGAAUAUUUAUGGUCGAUCGUUAAAUUUUCUAAUAAUAUUUGCUCCUCGGUUAAGCGUGUAACAAUGAUUUAAAGAAACAAAUAUCAAAGCAAGUUGUUCAUACACACAAUUUUUCUUUAUCAAUUAAGCGAAAUUGAAGGAAGAUGGAACGCGCUUGAUCGCUUGUGAUAAAAAAAUGUUAUAUGAUAUAUUAAAGCUCUUUUACGUACGUCAGUUAUGAAUUUGUGUGAACGAUCGGACGUAUCUAAAAAGAAAGGCACAUAACUGACAAUUCUGUAUCGGUUAUAAAGCAUUUAAAUAUAUUACAGUAGGUAUCGAAAGGAUUAGAGAAAUUGUAUUUGUUUAUAUUAAAUUACAUAAAAAAUUACGUGAUGUAUAUAGAUAUAACUAUAUGUGUGUGUGUGUGUGUGUGUGUGUGUGUGUGUGUGUGUAUAUAUAUAUAUAUAAAUUAAAAAAAAAUAUAGUAAAUUAAUUAACACAACUUUUAGUUAGUAUACUUUAUAAUUAUCGAUCUUGUUAUUUACUUUAAAUUUUGUCAUAAGCAUAAUUAUAAAGCAGGAGACUGAAAAUGCCAGUAAUUUUUAUAUGAUAAGGACAAUGAAUUAAAGAAGGUGGAAAUAUGCGUUGAUUCUAUUAUAUAAUUUCAGUAUAUGCACAAUAAUCGUUUUAUUUGACGCUUCAAGCUAGUGUAAGGAAUUACUAGCUAAGAUAUGUAAGCAAGACAAAGUAUCUGUCUAUUUUUUUUAAUAACUUUUACGUAUAGAUCAAUGUAAAAAGAAUUGUACUAAAAACGCUUUGUUAUAACGAGUAUCUUUCUAAAAUACUGAUCUUUAAAUUCUAUAUGAUUGUUCCUUUUUGUUACGCUUGGGUUAAGAAGAAUAGUUAAUCAAUUAUACUUAUUUUUUGUCUAUAGAAUUGCACUAGGCAGUCUUAGUACUUAAGAACUAAAAAUUGACUAUAAGGCGUGUAGUACAUGGAUGGAAAUGAUUUUACAAAUAAAAUUAAAUUGAGCAAAUCUUUCGAAUGGCGGAUGAAUAAAGCAAAAGAUUCGUUAAAUUAUUA
This is a messenger RNA of Vespula vulgaris, 3040 nucleotides long. RefSeq names its product PRKC apoptosis WT1 regulator protein-like. The transcript is spliced from 10 exons. Gene Ontology annotation, biological process: positive regulation of apoptotic process; apoptotic process. Gene Ontology annotation, cellular component: cytoplasm. Bases 140 to 1210 code for a protein of 356 amino acids. The record is from RefSeq and is a predicted model, not a curated record. Lineage: Eukaryota; Metazoa; Arthropoda; Insecta; Hymenoptera; Vespidae.